AUGGUUCGUCGCCCUGUAACGGGCUAUCUGUUCCGACUACUUCUCUGCAAAUUGGGACCACGUGCAAUUCGCCACCUUGUUUGGCGGAGAUGUCUUAUCUCGGUGACUCGAUAUGAAUCUGAAGAGCUCGGGUUUGUUGUCAUUCAUCCACUUACUUGCUUGAACCGAGGCUUGAUUCAUGGUCAGGUUGUCUGUAUUACCGUCACCUUUCAAACAGGGCAGGGCUCGAACCAAAGUUCGCGGUUUUUCCGUCUUCUCAUGUCAUGCGCUGUUCAAGAGAAUUCUGUACAUAUGGAGAAAAUGGAUAUGUUCAACAUGUUUGGUCGAAUUCCAGCUGCCAACUUUGUCGUUGAUAGUAUAGUCCCGUACAGCUCGCUACCUAAAAUAUGCCAAACUCUUACGUCUACUGACAGCGUCAAACUGGCUCCCAUCAAACAAUACAUAGAGGAUGAAUAUGAGGAAAAGGAGACGAUUGAUUUAGAAGCAGAAAUGGAAAAACUAUUGAAAACUCCUCGAAUAGUGUACAAUGACGAUGUGAUAUCCAUACACGUUCGGAAUAUAUUCACGCAAGAAGUGUCUCGGCAUUACUUCAAGGUAUUCUGUGUCGAAUCGUCUUGUGUAGUGGACACGACGACAUCAGUCUAUGAGAUCGCAAAUGUGAACUCAUAUCUACCAUAUGCGGGACGUGCAGAACUGUUGGAGGUUCCAGAACCUAUGGUAGCGUUGGUGGAUCAGAUGCGAAGCAUUUGCCUUGCUUACGAAGCUGUGCGAGAUAAGCCGUUGGUGAUGCUUUUAAGUGGCGCCCAUGGAAGUGGCAAACGACUUCUCGCCACUCGCUUGGCAAUGGAGACACAUAGGAAUAUCAUAGAGGAGUGUAGCUACGAGAUUUGGAGCGAAGACUUCACUGAGAUGGAGACUAAUGUCAAGAAGGCUUUUGAAAAAGAUUGGUGCAUAACAAUGAAUUACGAGCGAUUCUCUUCAACGACCCAAAAAAAGUCACAACAACUCGGAAGGAGUGCUCGGGAAAACUCAGAAACAUGA
Haemonchus placei is the source of this 1041-nucleotide messenger RNA. The record is from the annotation of a GenBank genome assembly. Lineage: Eukaryota; Metazoa; Nematoda; Chromadorea; Rhabditida; Trichostrongylidae.